AUGGUGGGAGUUGGCCGCCAAGUACUACAUACUCAGAUGACCGACCCACCUCACAGGUUUGCAAAGGAUUGGCUCGGGCCGGCCAUAGUCAAGGCCCAUGUGGCCCCGGUACUGCAUUGUAUUAAGACCAAUAAGGAAUAUCGAGUACAUGUUAAGAACAUCAAAGCUUACAUACCUCCGAUAUGCCGCGAUGAGAUGAUUCCCCGAGGCACGACGGCCAACUCGAUAUACGCAUAUUUUCUUGAUUUCACCCCUGACGAUGAGAUGUUCUUCCUCAAACAAGCACAUGAAGUCGCCACCACAACGGGAACGCUAAGCGGGAUCAAGCGAUGUUUUCGAUUCGCCGUGGACGAGACCUACCGGCAGGAGCUCUACACUAUUUGGGAGCUCAAACACAACGCAACAAUGCUCCUGGAUGCGAUCCCGUCGGCAUGA
Molecule: messenger RNA, 435 nt
Organism: Sphaeroforma arctica JP610
Lineage: Eukaryota; Ichthyosporea; Ichthyophonida
Exons: 2
Coding region: 1-435 (144 amino acids)
Source: RefSeq, a predicted model, not a curated record